Molecule: messenger RNA, 6393 nt
Organism: Bombus terrestris (buff-tailed bumblebee)
Lineage: Eukaryota; Metazoa; Arthropoda; Insecta; Hymenoptera; Apidae
Gene: Trpm
Product: transient receptor potential cation channel trpm
Exons: 22
Coding region: 604-5769 (1721 amino acids)
Biological process (GO): protein tetramerization; monoatomic cation transmembrane transport
Cellular component (GO): membrane
Molecular function (GO): monoatomic cation channel activity
Source: RefSeq, a predicted model, not a curated record
UGGCCUACUUUGUCAGUAACGAUGCAGGGGAGCAAGCUCGAUAUUUCCAAGGGAUGAUACGCGAAUUAUAGAACGAAUUCUCUCCACAAAACGUUUUCGCACGUUGCUCUCCAUUAUAUUCUAUCAACGCUUCUCUUUAAAUUCCAAAACGUAUAACGUACAAGAUUAAAUAAUGAAACGUACCGUAACGUAAAAAGAAAGAUGCAAACACUGUGCGUAAAUAUCGAAAUAGUGCAGUUAGUUUGUGUGACGUGAGAUAAAAAAAACCGUGCAAAAGAAGUUUAUGAAUUGCAAGAAGUACUGCAAGAUAAAUUUAUUAAAAAAUACAUUCAACCCUGAUUUCCCUACAUGUGCGAUGUUUUACACGCGAUGAAUACGAUUACUUGAAAAAAUUUCAUUCGUAUACAUUUAAGAUAAAUCUAAUUUAACUGUAUCAGUUAAGUAUCUACUGCUAGCUACUAAUCAUAAUCACUACUUUUGAACUGCAAGUUUGUUUUACUAAGCUUCAAAUAUACAUUGAUAUUGUUCAUGCAGUUCUAUGUAGAUAUGAUAGACAAAACCAAAAGUUGUCGUAUGUUAGUGUAUUGCUUAAUAUUAAGGUGAAUGCAUAUACGUAUCAAGAUGGCAAUGGGAAGUAUUAUUUGUGGAGCCAGCACUCCUAAAAUGAAGAGAAAAAAGGCAAAGGUAACUGAACGCAGUUGGAUAGAGGCAACUUUUCAAAAAAGAGAAUGUUCAAAAUUUAUUCCAAGUGCUGAUGAUGAACACAAGUUUAUGCAAGUAAAGGGAGAUAAGAAUGCAGAGUAUGAUGUGAUCACCACUUCCAGAUGUUGUUGUGGAUAUUCUUAUACUCAUCACUGCAGAGCUGGUAUAGAUGUUCAAAGUUACACUCCUAGUAAUACCAAAGAAGAAGAUCGAGAACAAUGGUCUCCUGGAAAAAAUACACGUCCAUUUCCUACUGAUGCAUAUGGUACCAUUGAAUUUCAAGGUGGACCUCAUCCAACUAAAGCUCAAUAUGUGAGACUUGCUUAUGACACAAGGCCAGAACCAAUAGUACAAUUGUUGUGUCGAGAAUGGAAUCUGGGAUUACCUAAGCUACUAAUAACUGUGCAUGGUGGUCGAUCUAAUUUCGAACUGCAGCCAACUUUGAAAAAAGUUCUAAGGAAAGGUUUGCUGAAGGCUGCAAAGACAACUGGUGCAUGGAUAUUCACAGGUGGAACUAAUACAGGUGUAACAAGACAAGUAGGAGAUGCCCUGCUACUAGAAAGAUCUCAAAGACAAGGUCGGGUUGUAAGUAUCGGCAUAGCACCAUGGGGAAUUUUAGACAAAAGUCAUGAACUUGUAGGCCGUGGAGGUGAAGUACCUUAUGAAUGUCUUUCAUCUCCGUGGUCUAAAUAUGCAGUUUUAAACAAUCGUCAUGCAUAUUUUUUAUUGGUGGAUAACGGUACCGGCGGUCGAUAUGGUGCAGAAAUUGUGCUGCGUAGAAGAUUGGAAAAAUAUAUUUCUAAUCUAAAAUUACAGCCAUACACACACAGUAGCAUUCCUGUCGUGGCAUUGGUAAUUGAAGGAGGAACAAAUACGAUUCGAUCAGUUUUAGAGUAUGUUACAGACGUUCCUCCUGUUCCUGUAGUAGUCUGCGAUGGAUCAGGUCGUGCAGCUGAUCUCAUCGCUUUUAUGCAUAAAUACGCGUCUGAAGGAGAUGGAGAGAAUGGAGAGAAUGAGGGACCAUUAGAAAGUAUGAGAGGACAUCUUUUAGAUACUAUCAAACGCACUUUCAAAGUAUCCUCUGAACAGGCAUCACAACUGUACUCUGAACUUUUACAAUGUACCCGUAAGAAACAUUUGAUAACAGUAUUUAGAAUAAGUCAAGAGCGGCCACAGGAACUUGACCAAACGAUUCUGACAGCUCUGUUCAAGUCCAAGCAAUUAUCCCCUGCCGAGCAGCUAUCGUUAUCUUUAAUUUGGAAUAGAGUGGACAUAGCGCGUUGUGAAAUAUUUGUGUAUGGUCAAAAUUGGCCACCAGGUGCUCUGGAACAGGCAAUGAUGCAAGCUUUGCAACACGAUCGAAUUGACUUCGUGAAACUUCUCUUAGAAAAUGGAGUCUCUAUGCGUAAAUUCUUGUCUAUACCUCGCCUUGAGGAAUUGUACAAUACCAAAGAAGGCCCUUCGAACACACUGGGCUACAUUCUCCGCGACGUUCGACCAAAUAUUCCACGGGGUUACAUGUACACACUGCACGAUAUCGGCCUCGUAAUAAAUAAAUUAAUGGGUGGCGCGUAUCGGUCGCAGUAUACACGCAGAAGAUUCCGUAUGAUCUAUACCAAAGUGAUGAAGAGAUCUGGGGCACAUCCUCAACAUAUGCAUCGAAAUAGCUGCGUCAUGAGUAGCACUAGUCGUUACUAUUCGGGAUCUGGUAGUAAACAGGAUAGUUUAACAAUGAGUUUGCUCGCUGAAACUUUACCAGCUAAUCGAGACACGCCGCUUUUUGAUUAUCCUUUCAAUGAGUUGCUUAUAUGGGCUGUGUUAACUAAACGACAGCAAAUGGCACUAUUAAUGUGGCAACAUGGGGAAGAAGCUUUAGCAAAAGCACUCGUUGCUCUUAAAUUGUAUAAGGCUAUGGCGCAUGAAGCUGCUGAGGAUGAUCUUGAAACAGAAGUUUAUGACGAAUUGCGGAGUUAUGGGAAAGAAUUUGAAAAUAUUGCCUUGGAAUUGUUAGAUUAUUGUUAUCGUCAAGAUGACGAUCAAACGAAACAGCUAUUGACUUCUGAACUUCAAAAUUGGUCUGGUCAAACAUGUCUUUCAUUGGCAGUCACGGCUAAUCAUCGACCACUUUUAGCACACCCUUGUAGCCAAAUUAUUUUAGCUGAUUUAUGGAUGGGAGGUCUUCGUACGAGAAAGAAUACGAAUUUAAAGGUCGUACUUGGGUUAGUUUGUCCAUUUUAUAUAAUGUGUUUGGAAUUUAAAAGUCGCGAGGAACUGCAGCUGAUGCCACAAACUCAGGAAGAACAUUUGAUCUCUCUUGAAGAUGAGAAAGAAGAUAGUGAUUCAGAGCAUGGUAUACCAACAGGUCCAGAUGUUGAGAAACGUCAGCGCAGGAGCCUGAGCGUACGCAACAAAUCCAGCAGCCAACAAGGCGCUAAGUUAUCAUCAAGGAAAACUUCUAUUUAUUCAAUAUCGGAAUCCGUACCGGCUUUAAUCAGCAACGAACACACUACUGCCAUCAAGGAGACAAUUGUACAAGAAAAUGGUAAAGUACUGACAGAUAACGAUGAUGGAAUUCAUCGUAUAUAUGGUAUAAACUCUGACUACUAUGACAUCAAGAACAGCAGGCCAUUGAGAUUGAGGAAAAAAUUGUAUGAAUUUUAUACAGCUCCCAUCACAAAAUUUUGGGCUAAUGCUAUAGCAUACAUUAUUUUCUUGGUUCUCUUCUCAUACUCCAUUCUCAUACAUAUGGAUGAUCGUCCAUCAUUAGCAGAGAUUUAUGCCAUUGCAUAUAUUUGUACAUUAGGAUGUGAAAAAGUACGAGAAAUAGCAACAUCUGAACCAGCUACUCUUUCACAUAAAUUUAGUGUUUGGGCAUGGAAUAUGUGGAAUCCUUGUGAUGCAGCUGCCAUUAUUUUUUUUCAAAUUGGUUUAGCUUUACGCUUGAGACACUCAACUCUCGAUAUUGGUCGUGUCAUCUAUUGCGUUGAUUCCAUUUAUUGGUACUUAAGGAUAUUGAAUAUUCUUGGCGUAAAUAAGUACUUUGGUCCUUUAGUUACAAUGAUGGGAAAAAUGGUGAAAAAUAUGACAUACUUUGUGGUACUUUUAAUAGUGGUAUUAAUGAGUUUUGGAGUCACUCGACAGGCAAUUUUGAACCCUAAUGCUGAACCGAAAUUGAGGAUUAUUCGUGAUAUAUUUAUGGAACCAUAUUUUAUGUUAUAUGGAGAGGUAUAUGCCGACAACAUAGAUCCAGAUUGCGGAGACGAACCAGGAAUGAUUCCAUGUUUACCAGGCCGGUGGAUCACACCUACUGUAAUGUCCAUUUAUCUUUUAAUUGCAAACAUAUUGUUAAUAAAUCUUUUGAUUGCCGUAUUCAAUAAUAUUUUCAAUGAAGUAAACGCGGUGGCGCACCAAGUUUGGAUGUUCCAACGUUUUACUGUUGUUAUGGAGUAUGAACAGAAACCUGUUUUACCUCCUCCGCUCAUUGUAGUUUGUCAUAUAUAUCUGGUGGUGAAAUAUUUGCUGCGAUAUGUAACACAAGGGAAAGCAAACACUGGUGAAACCUACGACAAUGGACUGAAGUUGUUCUUAGAGGCAGACGACAUGGAGCGCCUCUACGAUUUUGAAGAGGAUUGUGUUGAAGGAUACUUCCGUGAGCAAGAGUUGAAAUUGCAAAUGUCUACAGAGGAACGUGUUAAAAUUACCACAGAAAGAGUGGAGAAUAUGCAUUCGAAGAUCGAAGACAUUGACAAGAAAGAGAAUACUCAAAAUGCAUCUCUUCAAGCAGUGGAGUUUCGUAUGCGCAAAUUGGAAGAAUUAAAUGAACAGAUUUUGGCACACCUAGGAGUUAUACACCGAUUCAUGGCUACUCACAUGCCCAACAUGGAGGGCUUAUCUAGUUUUGAUAUAGACGGUCGCCAGCGUAGGGUAUCAGAACGCUCAGAAGUUCUGUCAGAAACAGAUUCUCAUACCCAACUACCAGCCAUUGCGAUUAAACGUAAGAGAUUGGUCCGAUCGAUGACCGAUGGCACUUUCCUUAACCUAGGCCCAUCAAUAGAUGAUGAUGUGCUGAAACAUUCAGAAACUGCUAUAUCUCGCGAGAACCUCAGUAGGAACGAGUCUUCUAUAAGUGGAGAUGGACACACUGUUCAAGAUGACAUAAAGACAAUCACAAGCCAGGAAACUGAAGCGAGCAAAGUAGAUGGUGAAGGAGAGAUCCUAAAGAAGGAUUCGCAUUCUGACAGCAGAGAGCUAAGCAGAGAGCCAAGCAGAGAACCAAGUGGAGAGCCAAGUAGCAAAGAACCAAGUACGGAACCAAGUAGACAAACGAGUAGAGAAAUAAGUAGAGAAACAAGCAGAGAAGCUACAAGCAAAGAACCGAGCAGAGAAGCCAGCAGCGAAGCGCCAGCUUCGGAACCUAUUCCUAGGCAAGAUUCUACAGAACGACCUAUUAGACAAAAUAGUAGAACACGUUCAGAAUCAGAUGAUGUAACGAUUUUUCCACCGUCGAACAUAUCAAGAGGAGUAACGUGGGCUGAGCCACGUGUUGCAGUCAUUCCAUCGUCUUCAACAAGUAGUACGCAGAGGUCUAUCCUAUUAGCCAUGCAUGCCGAAUAUACAAGCAUAACGGACGAGCUGGAGAGCUACUGUGGCCUUCUAAGUCCACCUCGAACACCGCCAAUUUCUCCACCACCUUCGAGAGCUAGAAACUUAUCCGAAAUGUCUAACCCUGAGAUGGCUUGGCAAAUUGAGAAUGAACAUCUACGUGAUGCUGAGGAGUGCGAUUACCAACAGAUGGAAGAUUUAAUACAGAGGAGGUACAUCGCAGAUGACGAGGAGCCUUUGCAUACUGAUGAAGCUACCCUGUUCAUAUCGAACGAACACAGGCAUCAACUUCGAAGAGCUUCUGCCAUCGAUGAAGAGUCUCGAAGGCCUCCACCUACAAUUUGCGUGACCAGGGAGAUCGAGCAAACGCUUUCAAGGCCACCGAUCCGGGACUCGGAAAGCUCAGAUCCUAACGACAAGAAUCUGAGUACGGUACCUGCCCCAGCGUCAGAGACCAUGUGCUAAAUGUUAGUGCACUCGCCUCGAGGUAAACUAACCUCAAAUAUUUUAUGAAUCAUUUAGGAAUUGAGGUAAUCUAUCCUCAAUACACUUUCUAAAUUGAUCUGACUCAAUGAGAUAAUGCAAGUCAAGGUUACAGUGAAAUAUGUAUUUUCAGUUGGUAUUAUUUUUCUAACUGUUUUAACAUUGAGAUACAGAGAAUCGAAUGAAACAGUAUUUUUAAACAAAGAAUGUUUUAAAAUUGUAUACUUGAUAUUUUAUCGUAACAAAUAAUUAUAACUAAAUGGAAUGCAUUUUUCUAAUUGUUUACUUAUAAUGCAAUGUAUUGUUGAGCUCAGAUCUGAAGAUCUUUUAUUAUAAUAUUUUAGCUGCAAUUUUUGUAAUUUUUUUUCGCGUAAUUUCUUCUCAUAGUUUAAUCAUUUUUAGCCGUAAAGUACUUAGUAUAUUAUAUAUACAUAAUAAAUAUGCACAUGAAUACGUACAUAUAAAUAUUGCAGUUAUUUAGCUCAUAUUUAUGCUCAUAUUAAAAUUAAUUCGAGUAUUCAAGUGCUACACAUUAGAAUUAGCAAUUUUUAAUCUACUUUAAUCCAUUUGCUUUUUAAGUAACCAUUAAAUAUAUUAUAUACAAUU